AGUUGACAGAAAUGCGUUUUAUUAUUGUAGCACACAUUCGGCGAAUGUUUUGAAGUUGGUGUACGACGAACACGUGAAUAAUAAGCGCUGUCCGAUUUGUUGCUCGGAAUUAUUUCGAUUUUUGUUCGUCAUUUAUAAACAAAGUGUGAGGAUAAAAUGGAAGAAGUUUCGGCAUUUGCCGCGUAUCAGAAUCAAAACGGUGGUGCAGCGAAAAAAGUUGCAACGAAUAAAUCGCCCAAAGCAAAUAAGCAGAAAAAAGGCUACGUUCAGCAACCAACUGUAGAACCACAGAAGAAGCGUAAGCUAACGGAAAACUCUGGUGUACAAGCACACGCACAACCACAACCGCAAGCAACAGCAUCGAAAGCAUCAAAAACAUCGGCAGUAACAUCAAGUGUGGCCGCUGUGAAAGGAACCGCGGCAUCGUCCAUCGCAGCUAAGAAAAAAAAGACGACACAAAGUCAACCGAUCGGUGUGACCAUGCAGCAAAACGGGUCAGCCUUUGCAUCACCAUCACUAUCGAACAGCAAUGUGAAUUUGUCGAGCGUUGCAAAAGGACAAGAUGCGUUUGCUCAUAUUCUACAUGCUCCGGAUAAUAUGGAUAUCAAAAAGUUCAUGAAGGAACAUUGGGAAAAGCGGCCACUGCACAUUACACGCAGAAACAAUGAACACUAUGACAAUUUGAAGGUGUCAACAAGAACAAUCGAUGAAAUGCUCCGCAACAACAUAGUUGAGUUCACAAAAAAUCUUGACAUCACGUCAUAUGAAAAUGGUAUCCGUGAAACUCACAACCCCGAUGGACGUGCCUUGCCCGGUGCCGUGUGGGAAUUCUAUCAAAAUGGUUGCAGUGUUCGUUUGAUCAAUCCACAAACGUUCAUAGGCCCAUUGCACAAUUACUGCGCGACAUUGCAGGAAUAUUUUCACUGCCUCGUCGGUGCAAAUGUGUAUCUGACGCCGCCGAACAGCCAAGGAUUUGCACCACACUAUGAUGAUAUCGAAGCAUUUGUGUUGCAAAUCGAAGGGAAGAAGGAGUGGACACUGUAUCCGCCACGCAGUGAAAACGAGAAAUUGCCACGGGAAUCGUCUGGCAAUUUUGAACAAAACGAAAUUGGUGAACCAGCUUGUCAGCCGAUCAUUUUAACACCAGGUGACAUGCUCUACUUCCCACGCGGCUGGAUUCAUCAAGCAAAAACGGUACCCAAUUGCCAUUCACUGCACAUCACAUUGAGUGUUUACCAGAAGAAUUCGUAUGCCGAACUGUUUGAUGAAUUGACGAAGCAAGCGCUGAAAAAUGCCAUCGAUACAGAUAUCGCCUUUCGUCGUGGUGUACCAGUUGAUAUUUGGAAUGAGUUUGGUGAAACUUAUUCGGGAUGUGACUCGAGCGAACGCCGUGAAGCCAUGAAAAACGUUCUGACUCACAUGUUUAAUCGGUUGGUGAAUCAUUUGGAUUUUGAUGCCGCCGUAGACAAAAUGGCCGUCAAAUUCCAACACGAUGCUCUUCCACCGGUAUUGAACACCGCAGAAAAAGUACGCACGACAUUCGGAACGGCGCCGUUGUUGCAUAACAAUGGUAAAAUUGAAAUGCCCUCGAUGGACGAAGGCACCGAAGUUCGAUUGCUACGCGCACACAUUGUUCGAUUGGUGAAAGUCGAUAAUGCCUAUCACUUAUACUACUACGCUGACAAUUCAAAGGAAUAUCACGGAAGCGAUCUGAACUACAUCGAAGUCGAAGAAGCGACCGUCAUGUGUAUCAAGAAGUUGAUCCAAGAAUAUCCGAAAUACACACCGAUUCACAGUUUGUCGGAUAAUAUUGAGGAAGCAGAGACGGUGGUGUUGGACUUAUGGGAUCGUGGUUUGUUGAUGACAAAGAAGCCGCUAGAGUAAACGUCUAUCGACCAAGUAAAUAUUCUGAAAUAUUCCUGGUGUUAAUACGAAAUUAGAAUAUUCAAAAUUUGAUCAUAAGACUUUUGAUUUUCAAAUCAGUUAAAUAUAUUUCUAUCGUCAUGUUGAACAUAAAUUCUUAUCGUUUUACGAGAUCCCUAGAGAUUUCCACCAUUUUUAAAUACAUAAUAUUAAGAUAGACAUUAUUAUUUUUUCCCUGUGAAAACUGAAAAUAAAUCAAAUUCAACAACAAAGAAAAAA
This is a messenger RNA of Sitodiplosis mosellana (orange wheat blossom midge), 2142 nucleotides long. RefSeq names its product bifunctional lysine-specific demethylase and histidyl-hydroxylase NO66 (gene NO66). Lineage: Eukaryota; Metazoa; Arthropoda; Insecta; Diptera; Cecidomyiidae. Gene Ontology annotation, molecular function: histone H3K4 demethylase activity; histone H3K36 demethylase activity. The transcript is spliced from 6 exons. Gene Ontology annotation, cellular component: nucleolus. The coding region runs from base 157 to 1884 and encodes 575 amino acids. The record is from RefSeq and is a predicted model, not a curated record.